This is a messenger RNA of Zerene cesonia (dogface butterfly), 1986 nucleotides long. RefSeq names its product clavesin-1 (gene Cralbp). Gene Ontology annotation, cellular component: membrane. The record is from RefSeq and is a predicted model, not a curated record. The transcript has 7 exons. Lineage: Eukaryota; Metazoa; Arthropoda; Insecta; Lepidoptera; Pieridae. Gene Ontology annotation, molecular function: phosphatidylinositol bisphosphate binding. The coding region runs from base 166 to 1161 and encodes 331 amino acids.
UGAUAAAAUAUUACAUUUUUUUUCUUGCUUCACUCGAUGUAUCGCAAAGGCUGGAGGAUAGACGACGAGAGCGCAGUUCUUGACAUAACAUUAUUAGCUUGUGCGUCGGCGAGUGAGCUGGUUUUCGCGCCAAAUUCUGGAUAGCACGCAUUUUUUUCUAACAAAAUGACGACCGCAAGCAUGCUGCUCACUGUGGGCACAACAUUGGCAUCGAAAGAGCAAUGUGAUAAGGACGACCUAAUGUCAUGUAAAGUACGUAACACAGCUGCUGUGGAGUUGAGGGAGACGCCAGCUACCAGGGAACAAGCCUUACACAUAAUGCGAGAAUGGAUACAAAAGAACACUGAUAUCAAAAACGUUAGACAAGAUGACACGUUCUUACUACGUUUUCUACGACACAAGAAGUUCAGUAUACCGAUGGCUCAACAAACGCUACUAAAAUAUUUGAACCUCAGAAAGUUUUAUAGCGAUUGUAUGACAAACUUGGACUGCGAAGAAGCAAAUCUCAAGGAAAUUCUUAGUGAUGGGUACAUAGCUGUUUCCCCAGUUCGUGACAGCAAGGGUCGCCGGGUCAUCGUUUAUAACAUGAGUAAAUUCAACGCGAAUAAAUUCACUUGCUGGGACAUGGUGCGCGCCCAUUUGGUGGUCUAUGAGACCCUGAUGGAAGACUCCACGGACCAAGUACAAGGCUUCGUGCACGUGGGUGAUGGAAGUGGUUCCUCCAAGACACAUGUGACUGCCUGGAAUCCCGUGGACUUUGCGAGGCUCCUUAAAUGGGGAGAGCAAUCACUUCCGAUGCGCCACAAGGAACUGCAAUUGUUCAAUGUCCCUGCUGCUCUUAAGUACAUCAUCGACUUUGCUGCCACGAAGGUAUCACCCAAGAUCGGCAACAGAUUACAUCUACAUUCAAACGUGAAAAGCAUAUACAAGGAAGUCGACGUUGCUUGCAUCCCAAAGGAGUUCGGUGGCGACAUCCCCAUGCAAGAUAUGAUAGCCCACACAAAGAAAUUGCUCUUGGAAAAAAGGCAAGUGCUGCUGGACCUGGACAAGAUGGAAAUAUUGAGCACCAGAGGAAUAAUUUCCUCUAGGAAUUCCAGCAACAAUUUAAAGAACGGCAUGUCAUCGGUAGAAGGUAGCUUUAGGAAGUUGGAGAUCGACUAGUGAUCAGUUUUCUGUGGAGACUGCUAAGCAUUUAUGGAUAUAUUGUAAGUCAGUAAUACUCUUGCGUGGAUCGUUUGAUGUUUAGGUAUAUGAAUAGGUUAUAAUUAUGGAACGUAAAUAGAUAUAUUUCGCUGUUUGAUGAAAAUAUACCCCAUCACUUUGUUAAUAGGUAGCUAUAUUAUCUACUUGAAAUUAUUGUACAAAAUUGUAUUUCUUUACCCAAUCUAUAUAUAAAAAAUAUUUUAUGAACCUCUUAAUCGUAUAGCUAUUAUUGUAAUAAUUUGCAAUGGACAAUGGGGUUCAUGAUAAUAAUGAAAAUAUGAAGUUAAUUGACAGUAAUUGUGUUUAAGAAGAAAUAAUUAUAGCAGUUAUUAGUUAUUGUUCAGGAAAUGAAUGAAAAUUGUUGAUGAGAGCUUAAUUUGUGAUUAUUAACCACACUUCUACUAUACCCAUUUAAGUUUAUGGGUGAAUAUAAAUACUAUGGUGAAAUACGUUUCUUUUAUACUCUACCAGUUUUAUUCUAAAUCGAACGAUUCCACAUUUCCAAAACUUAGAGUCCAGUCUUGAAUUCGGUUGGGGUCACUUACGUUACUGCUCGUAUUGUUUUAACAAUAGGAAGGGUUUGAUAAUUGAUUAUAUGGUAUUCCGUCUUCGGAUGAAUCAUGAUUUUCGUGCAAAUUAAUUAAGUUUAACUAUAAUGUAUGUUUGUGGAUUUAUUAUAAAUUAUAAAUAAAAGCUUCUUACGUUAUGCUGCGCUGUUAUGGCGAUUAGUUUAAGAUUUAAUGUAAAUUGUAAUGUGAUAUCAAUAAAUCAUUGUAAUGAUAA